GAUUGUGAGGUCACUGCGUCUUCUCCAUCUUAUCGCCCUCCAUAUUCCUCCUACGUCCGAUUAUGACGUGCCAGUCUACGUGACGCACCUUUCGCGUUGAGCGGGAGUCGCGGCAGGCGGAGGGCGGCCUGGGCGAUGGGGAGGAAGCGGACAGUCGCGGCGGACGUGGGCAGACAGCGACACCGGGCCGACAGCUGACUCACCGCCAGCUACAGCCCGGCCAGAUAAACAGGGGUUCGACUUUAGUACGCCGGCCGGUUGGCCUGCUGGCUGGCCAGCCGGCCGAGCCACUCUCUCAGCCAACAGCGGAGUUUGUUGUGAGCGGGUCGCAGCGUUUGCCGGUGGUCGCCCAUGUCAGCGCAGGGGCUGUCAAUGGGGAGUCACCUCCGGGGGGUCCUGGACGUGGCCCUGCGGGUCCCCUGCAUCUUCGUCAUCGACGCCAUCUUGAACUCUUACUUUGACGGCCUUGAGAGCCUGUCCACGGUGGCUCGACAAGUAUCACAGCGGUUGCUGGGUCUAUUACUGUCAUGUGUUAUCCUUGUAUUAUCCCAAAGAGCACUCUUCAGACUGUACGCAUUUGGCUGUGUUGUUCUACUUGCUGCAACGUCUGUGCUAGUGAACUACUACACCACGCUCCACAUUGAUUUCUACAAUGCAUACUAUUCUGCAGUGUUUGGGAUGCAGCUGUUACCACGCAAUGGCCCAACAUUGUGGUUGGCCCUUAUUGCAGUUCAGCUCACAAUUGGCAUUGGGUAUGCAACAUUACUGAGCAUUCCAUCAGUAUUCUCUGCAUUGACUGUGGUCAAUUUCUUACUGCCUAUACUAAGCCUGGCCUUGGAGUUACCAGAAGAUAUUCAAAAUCUGUUAGUUGCCUUUUCAGGCAUGUAUAUAACAGCACAGACUGUAUUUUACGUAACUCUGAAUUUAAAAUGGUUUUAUUAUACAAUAAGAUAUGUUUAUUUACUGUUACGGCACAUGUAUCGUAUAUAUGGAUUACAAGUUAUAGUGGAGGACACGUGGAAGAGGAUUCGUUUUCCAGAUGUAUUGAGGGUUUUUUGGUUGACUCGGCUAGUGGCACAGGCCAUUAUUUUAGUUUAUGUUGUUAAAGUGACGCAAAGUGAUUCAGAGAACAAAAGCUACUUUAUUUCCUGGAGUGACAGCUGGGAGGUGCUCUGCAAUCUCAUAAUAAGUGGAUGCGACUCAACAUUGACUGUCUUGGGCAUGAGUGCAGUUAUCUCAUCAUUAGCACACUACUUGGGACUUGGGAUCUUAGCCUUCAUUGGGUCUACCGAGGAGGAAGAUAAACGCUUAGGAUUUGUGGCCCCUGUUUUAUUUUUCAUUUUAGCUCUGCAGACAGGUUUGAGUGGACUGGAACCUGAAGAAAGACUAGUUCGCCUCAGUCGCAACAUGUGCCUUCUUUUGACUGCAAUCCUGCAUUUUAUACAUGGAAUGACAGAUCCUGUGCUAAUGUCACUUAGUGCCUCCCACGUUUCUUCCUUCAGAAGACACUUGCCUGUUCUCAUGGUUUCCAUUAGCCUUUUCAUUCUUCCAAUUAUACUCAGCUGCACCUUGUGGCAGGUCCACACACUGAACACUUGGCUGUUUGCUGUGACAGCAUUCUGUGUUGAAUUGUGCUUAAAAGUAAUUGUUUCCCUUACUGUGUACACUCUGUUUAUAAUUGAUGGGUACUACAAUGUUUUAUGGGAAAAACUAGAUGAUUACAUUUACUAUGUUCGUUCAACAGGCAAUGUUAUUGAGUUCAUUUUUGGAGUGAUAAUGUUUGGAAAUGGAGCUUACACAAUGAUGUUUGAAUCUGGUAGUAAAAUUCGUGCCUGUAUGAUGUGCUUACAUGCUUACUUUAACAUUUAUUUGCAAGCUAAAAAUGGAUGGAAGACAUUUAUAAAUCGGAGGACUGCUGUUAAGAAAAUUAACUCCCUGCCGGAAGUAAGAGGCAACAGGUUGCAUGAUAUUGGUGAUGUGUGUGCAAUUUGUUACCAGGAGUUCACUACUUCAGCACGCAUCACUCCUUGUAAUCAUUAUUUCCAUGCCCUUUGUCUGCGCAAGUGGUUAUACAUUCAGGAUACCUGUCCUAUGUGCCAUCAGGGAGUAUACAUUGAGGAAAGUCCAAAUGAAAGCACAGUAUUUGUCAAUAACAAUGGAAAUAUUCCACAACAACCAGUAGUGGAAAAUUUAGUGGUGGCGGCUGCUGUUGUUGAUGCUGACAGUGAUCUGAAUGAAGACAAUGAUAGCAUUGAGUAUGAUGAAGAAGAGUGGACAACUCAAAAUGGCAUCAUAGCAGUAGAGGAUGAGUACCUUGAUGAUGAUACAGAUGCGAGUGACGAGUGAGGCUCAAUGAUUACAAAGAUGUUGCAUAAUUUAAAAUAAAAGACUGCCAAUCAAACAUCAGGGAAGAAAGUGAUUUUUUUUCUUUUGCUUAGGUGAUUGUUCAGUUAUGUCAAACCAGUGUUGAGAAGGGUUUAAGAACUAAACUACAUUCCACUUAUCACUGGACUGCAGAAUAGACAAAGCACAGCAGCUGUGAAAAGAGACUGGUUCUGGACAAGUACUGUUUUCAGCCAAAUUAUUUAUUAUGACUGCUGUUGUACUGUUUACCUCUUAAAAUUGCUGGCCUCUUGUUCAAUCCUAAAAUUUGUGUAUACUGUAUAUGAAAUAAAAGUUUGACUUGCAUAAAA
Molecule: messenger RNA, 2693 nt
Organism: Stegostoma tigrinum
Lineage: Eukaryota; Metazoa; Chordata; Chondrichthyes; Orectolobiformes; Stegostomatidae
Gene: rnf139
Product: ring finger protein 139
Exons: 2
Coding region: 352-2346 (664 amino acids)
Biological process (GO): ERAD pathway
Cellular component (GO): endomembrane system; endoplasmic reticulum
Molecular function (GO): zinc ion binding; ubiquitin protein ligase activity
Source: RefSeq, a predicted model, not a curated record